Messenger RNA from Phlebotomus papatasi, 1838 nucleotides. RefSeq names its product cytochrome P450 6a8-like. NCBI's taxonomy places the organism in Eukaryota, Metazoa, Arthropoda, Insecta, Diptera, Psychodidae. The record is from RefSeq and is a predicted model, not a curated record. The transcript has 2 exons. Gene Ontology annotation, molecular function: iron ion binding; oxidoreductase activity, acting on paired donors, with incorporation or reduction of molecular oxygen; heme binding. Bases 70 to 1590 code for a protein of 506 amino acids.
AGUCAUUUGCAUUCUGACCGUACGAUAAAUGUAGUUUCGUUUUAAAAUAACAAAUUGAAAUCAUAGAGAAUGAUUUUGUGGAGUGAUGCUGCGUUGAUAUUUGGAGGUUUUGUUAUACUCCUUUAUUUCUUCUUCAAACGCAAAUUCUCCUACUGGGCAGAACUUGGAGUACCUUAUGCUGAACCAAGUAUCCCUUGGGGAAAUAUCGGUCAAGUGGGAUCGAAGUUGCAUUCAACGGAGUUGUUCCAGGAGUUCUACAAAAGAUUCAAGGGAAAAGCCCCUUUCAUGGGAUUUUACGCUACAAUUGCCCCGCAAGUUCUUGUUAUAGAUCUGAAUCUUAUUCAGACAAUUCUAAUAAAGGAUUUCCACUACUUCCAUGAUCGGGCCCGGUACUACAACCUCAAGGAUGAUCCUAUAUCAGGAACUCUCUUCAAUAUUGACGGUGAGAAGUGGAGGACCCUAAGAGCUAAGAUCUCACCUACCUUUACCAGUGGGAAAAUGAAGAUGAUGCUUCCGACAGUGAUUGAUGUUGCUCAAAACUUCCAUAAAACUCUAUUUGAGAAAAUCGGUGAUAAAGCUGAGAUUGAAAUUAAAGAUUAUCUUUCGCGUUUCAGUACUGAUGUUAUAGGUUCUUGUGCAUUUGGACUUGAUUGCAAUAGCCUCAAGGAUCCCAAUGUAAAGUUCCGCAUUUACGGUGAUAAGGCUUUUGGAAUGAGUUGGUGGAAAAAUAUAAAAUUAAACUUUGCUCAAUCGUACAUGGAAUUGGCGCGAAAAUUGCACAUACUCUUAAUUGAUAAGGAUGUAUCCGAUUUUUACCGAGGUGUAGUUUUCGAUACUGUUAAGUAUCGAGAAGAAAAUGAGGUCAAACGAAGUGAUUUCUUGAACUUGUUGAUGCAGAUCAAGGAUCACGGAAACCUAGAUGGCAACACUGUCGACACUGAAGGCAAAUUGACUUUGGAUGAGAUUGCAGCAAUGUCUUUAGCAUUUUUCCUGGCGGGAUACGAGACAAGUUCAACUACAAUGACAUUUGCCUUAUACGAAAUGGCAAAACAUCCGGAAAUUCAGGAAAAAGCUCGGAGGAAUGUAGUCCAGACUCUUGCUAAACACAACGGAGAAAUAACCUAUGAGGCAGCUAUGCAGAUGACAUAUCUUGAUCAGGUUAUCAAUGAAACGUUGAGAAAAUAUCCGGCAGUGGGAAACUUAGCUCGUCGCAUCACUCAAGAUUAUCAAGUGCCUGGGACUAAGUUUGUUUUGAAGAAAUAUAUCAAUGUGAUUAUACCCGUCCAUGCAAUCCAGAAUGAUCCAGAUAUUUAUGAAAAUCCAGAUAAAUUUGAUCCAGAACGUUUUUCAGUGGAAAAUUCAAAAAAUCGUCACAGUGCUGCAUUUUUGCCAUUUGGGGAUGGUCCGAGGAAUUGCGUAGGCCUUCGUUUUGGUAUGAUGCAGGUUCGGGUUGGCUUGGCGACUGUUCUAAGGAGUUUCAAUAUAGGAACCUGCUCACGGACACCUGAUCCUAUAGUUCUGCAAAAGGAUAGUUUUACGAUGUCGCCUGAGGGAGGUAUGUGGCUAACGCUUAGGAGGGUUUCUGAAUAAAUAAAUGGAACUUCAUGAAAAACCUUAUUGGAAUAUUACACAUUUAUUCUAAUUUCUUUAAAUUUUUGUUCAUUUAAUUUUGUUGUGAGGAUUUAUUUUUAAGAUAAAAAGGAAUUUCUCUUUUCUCUUUUUAUCACAAAAUUAUACCGGACAAUAUCAUUAUACUGUCUUAUGGUUUUAUCUCAAAAUCAUUCUGAAUGAUGUAAGUUCUAAUGGAGCUCAAAUAAAUAACAUUCCAACUUUAAAAA